Oikopleura dioica is the source of this 1617-nucleotide messenger RNA. Lineage: Eukaryota; Metazoa; Chordata; Appendicularia; Copelata; Oikopleuridae. The record is from the annotation of a GenBank genome assembly.
AUGUUGCUAGUCUCGAAUCCCGGACUAGGCAGUCCUCCGGGGAAGACAAAAUUGAAUGCAAUUGAAGAAGAACCAGAAGAAAUUAAAACUUUAAAAGUUAUUAAUGAAGGUGAUGAGAAGAUGAAAACUGCGGCGAAACUCGACAAGACAUCAGUAGAGAGUGACUCUGGGUGCGAUGAUGAUCCUGAAUCUUUUGACUAUCGAUCCAAGAAGAUAGCAGAGGCAAGAAGAAUGAAAGCAAUUACUGGAAACAUAAGCGACUCGACUGAAGACCUAUCUGGCUCCGAAAGUACAACAGCGUUGAGCAAUUCUUCGAAGACUGCUCAAAGUGGACACAACUCGGACUCGGGCAAUUCCACGGAGAACUCGGUGGCCUCGACAGAGUCUGUCUUGUCGCUUCAUCCGGACGACUUGGACUUCGACGAAAAAUGCACAAGUGCACUUGCGAAGAAUAUUGUUAAGUCAAAUAAUAGCCAAUGUAUACUAGCCGUGAAGGAAUACGCGAGAGAUAAACUCGUACAAGCAGUUAAUGGCUACAAGGUGAAAAUAGCCAUAAUUGGAGAACUUGGGGCGGGUAAAACCACCCUUAUCAAAGAGAUCUUUGGAGGAGGACCGCUGAAAGAAGCAAAACUGAGCAAGGAUAAGCCAACAACAAGCUAUAAAUAUCCGAACCACAAGAACAUCACGUUCACCGAAAUCCCGCAUGUGUCCUCAACCCGCCGCGCCGAUCGAGAAGAAUAUAUGAAAAACAUGAAGCUAUAUAAUUUUGACUUAGUUUUGCUUCUUACAGAUUCACAUAUUCGAGAGUGGAGCAUGUGGCUUGGCCGUCAAUUUAACGAAAAAGAGAUUCCCUUUUUCUACGUUAGAACUAAAAUUGACAAAACCACAGCCGAGGAUCAGGCGAAAUUUCCCAGGACUUAUUGCGAGGAUAGACUUGUCUCGCGCAUCAGACAGCGAUGCAAAGACUCGAUUCAAACUGGAAAGGUAAAAAACACUAGGGCUUAUGUUGUCUCCGCCAGGAACAAGGACAAGUGGGACUUCCGAGCGCUCGUUCAAGCUCUCGGAGAUGAGCUACCGAAGAAUAAACGACGAUCGUUGAAUAUUUGCUUGCCAGCGCUGACUCCUCACAUUAUUCACGAAAAGCAAAAAGCUCAUGCCGCGCGAAUAUGGAUGGUCGCCGCAAUUUCGGUUGCAUCAGGUGUGAUGGACAUUCCCGGCUUCGCGCUGUCGGCGGAUGUCGAGCUGUUGCGCCGCGAAUGUCACAAUUACAAACAUUCGUUUGGCAUCACCGACGCCAUCAUGCACAAACUCUGCCUCGACGAGAACAAUCCAGCUCUGGAAGCAGCUUGGGACCUGAUCUUCUACGACUCCGGCAUUCACUCGAUUCUCCGUCAGGCGUCAAUUGAAAUCGAUCCAACGGACUUGCUCAAGUUCGAAAAGAAAGUUCCUUUGCUCGGAGGAGGAAUCAGUUUCCCUGCAACGUGCAGCACACUUCGAUUUAUUCUGCAGGAGUUGGCGGCGAUGGCUCUUCGUUACGUGUCUCAGGACUUAGACGAGUGCGAUUCGCUAGAUGACGAAGAUACUUUAUCGGAUAUUUCCGAUAUGUCGGACAGAUAG